This is a messenger RNA of Acanthaster planci (crown-of-thorns starfish), 2068 nucleotides long. RefSeq names its product E3 ubiquitin-protein ligase RNF113A-like. Gene Ontology annotation, molecular function: metal ion binding. Gene Ontology annotation, biological process: snoRNA splicing. Gene Ontology annotation, cellular component: U2-type spliceosomal complex. The record is from RefSeq and is a predicted model, not a curated record. NCBI's taxonomy places the organism in Eukaryota, Metazoa, Echinodermata, Asteroidea, Valvatida, Acanthasteridae.
ACAGGGAGUGGUGAAGAGAGUGGCAGUGCUGUUGUGAAGAAAGAGAGAAAGCCAGAGUUAAGCAACCCCCUCAAACAGAAGACGAAGAGGUUACAGGAACGACAACAAGUCAACUAUAGCAGCGACAGCGAUGAUGCAGCUACCGCAGAUAAAGACUUCAGAGUGUCGUACCAGUCCACCAGAACAGCUAAACCAGAAGGGCCUGAAGAUAUGGGAGCGACUGCAACCAUUGAAAUUGACACAGAUAACACUAAAGAUGCCAGAGCCAUCUUUGAAAAGAAGCAGCAGAUCAGUGAGGAACUGAAGGGUAAAGAAGACGACAAGAUUUAUCGUGGUAUCAACAAUUACCACACGUACAUUGAGAAGAAAGACACUGCUCUGGGCAAUGCUGCCAGUGGCCAUGUCAGGAAGGGGCCCAUGAGAGCUCCCGCCAACCUGCGGGCCACCACACGGUGGGACUAUGCCCCAGACAUCUGCAAGGACUACAAGGAGACCGGUUUCUGCGGGUUCGGCGACAGCUGCAAGUUCAUGCACGACCGGUCAGACUACAAGUUUGGCUGGCAGCUAGAGAGGGAAUGGGAAGAGGGAAAAUUUGACAAAGAGGAAGAUUUCAGUAAAUACGAAAUUGACAGUGACGAGGACGGGGACCUACCAUUUAAAUGCUUCAUCUGCAGGCAGUCCUUUGAGAAACCAGUUGUAACAAAAUGCAAGCAUUACUUCUGCGAGAAGUGUGCCCUGAAACACUACAAGAAGAGCAGGAGGUGUUUUGUCUGCAGCGCGCAGACGAAUGGGAUCUUCAACGUGGCGAGAGAUUUGAUCGCCAAACUGGAAAAGAACAAGGGCAAAGGACGAGACGAUGGCCCAGAGGAGUCUGACGAGGAGGGAUGACCCUUUUACUGUCAUCACCAGACUUUGGAGCAAUCUUUUUGGCAGUACUGGUGCUGUGAUGCAGUUUAGCUGAGGAGGGUGUCAUCUUUGCUACUUUCACCUAACUAUAUGCGUUGUGUGCCAGACUGCCCCUGCACUCUUACUCACCCAUGUGACCUUUACUUAUAUCCACCACCAAGGGCGUCAUUCUGUUUUGAAAAGUGGGGGAACAUAAACACAUAACCCUGAUAAGAACAAAUGCGAGCGUGAAGCCUUGAGUUGCAUGGGGUCCAGGCGCUGCUCAAGGGCUCUGGAAAAUUUUGGAUCACAGAUGCUUUGUGGUGUGAUCCGAGACAAUUUUUGGCUACUAAUAAUCACGUUUUUUAACAAAUGCUUACACAUUUUCAUUUAGGUUUUGCAAAAAAGUGUGUGUGGGGGGGGGGGACAAUUGACACUAUCCCCUCCCACUUGGAAAAGUGGCGGGGGGGACAUGUCCCCCGUCUUCCACUGAUUGACACCUAUGUGCAAGCAAGAUUUGUUCCACAUUGGUUUUUGCCCAUUUUAUGGACUGUGGGCCAGACGAAACAAUGCCCACCCGUAAAGUCCUAUCUACAGUUGCUGGACGUGGUCAAAACUGAAGUAGUAGUGUAACUGGGGUGACAUUUCUGAAAGGGCAUACAGAGAUGGAAACAUUUUUUUGAGAUGCAGUUACGCCACUGAUCUGAGGUGUGUAUGCCCGCUCAUAUAAACAACAGAAAGCUGACACCUCGCAACCUUUUUGGUUCACAUUCAUUGAUGUAAAGAUCUCAGUGGCAAAAUUUAACCUGAGUAGGAAUCUUUUGCAGAGUAAUGCAAUGGUCAAAGAUUGACACAAUUUGCCAUUUCGUUUUGGGAUUCCCUAUUUAAAUUCUCAUACUUUAUAACUGCUACAGAUAGCUGUUAAAAUGAAUGUUAUACAUGCACAUUGUAUAUUUAUGUACUAUUGUAAAGGUUACUGGAGGAGGGGAAUUCUUAAAAUUGAGUUGGAAGAAAAAUUGUAAAUUUGUAAAAGAAAAUAACUCCACAAAGCUGAGAAUCAACACUGUUGUAGCAAUACAGCAAUGUCAUUUUUUUUAAUUAAGUGAGUUUAUCAUUUGAUAUAAGAAAAUCCAUAUGAAUAAGAAAAUAAUAAAAGACCACUGAAAAUAAUCUUCAUCAAAAU